UAUAUAAACCAGAGUUUGUGCAACACUCAUGCACUAAAGUCCAGGAUCUACAUUAGAGCCAAAAUGGGAAAGAUCAUCUUCUACGAGGACAAGAAUUUCCAGGGCCGUUCCUUUGAGUGCAGCUCUGAUAAUUCAGACUUGCACUCACAUUUUAGUCGUUGCAAUUCCAUUAAGGUGGAGAAUGGAAACUGGAUUGUAUAUGAGCGUGCAAACAACCAGGGGCACCAGUACUUCCUGAAGAGGGGAGAGUAUCCUGACUUCCAGCACUGGAACGGCUUUAAUGAUUCCAUCAAUUCCUGCCGAAUAAUUCCACAGUAUCGUGGGACCUUUAGGAUAAGAAUUUACGAGAAAGAAGAUUUUAGAGGUCAUACAUUGGAGUUUAGUGAGGAUUGCCCAAAGGUUCAGGAGGAAUUUAAUUAUAAUGACAUCCAUUCAUGCAAUGUACUCGAAGGCCAUUGGAUCUUCUAUGAACUGCCAAAUUACAGAGGAAGGCAGUAUUAUCUUAGACCUGGAGAGUACAGGAGAUUCAGUGAGUGGGGUGCCAUAACUCCAAGGGUUGGUUCUUUCAGAAGAGUUCAGGAUAUCUAUUAAGUAUACAUUGUUUCUAUCUGAACUAUUUUUUUCUCAUUUUGACUUUCAAUAAAACAUCCUGAUAUUAAAAGCUGAA
Messenger RNA from Pelobates fuscus (common spadefoot toad), 667 nucleotides. Its product is annotated as gamma-crystallin 1-like. The transcript is spliced from 3 exons. Gene Ontology annotation, biological process: lens development in camera-type eye; visual perception. Gene Ontology annotation, molecular function: structural constituent of eye lens. Bases 64 to 591 code for a protein of 175 amino acids. Lineage: Eukaryota; Metazoa; Chordata; Amphibia; Anura; Pelobatidae. The record is from RefSeq and is a predicted model, not a curated record.